Molecule: messenger RNA, 1155 nt
Organism: Aspergillus caelatus
Lineage: Eukaryota; Fungi; Ascomycota; Eurotiomycetes; Eurotiales; Aspergillaceae
Exons: 2
Coding region: 1-1155 (384 amino acids)
Source: RefSeq, a predicted model, not a curated record
AUGCUGUGGUACAGGGCAUGGCUAAAUCGACGGGCCUCGCGACUGUCACUGGAUCUUUCGACGGCUUUCCCAAUUUUGGCGGAGACCAAUGGGCUAAUAGAAGGAUCCAAUUUACUCAGAGUAUACCUUGGAAUUGCGCGAUUGAUGAAAGAGGGUAAGGCUUUAAGAGUUGAUGAUAUCGUGACACAACUGCAGUUGUCCCACAUAUUCCGUGUGGUGCCUGUGGAACAGACUUGUUUUCAGCGUGUGCUUGUUUUCACUAUUUUAGGAUGGCAGACAAUGUUAUGGGAGCCAACGUGGGACGCAGCCAAUCCUACGCAGAUGACAGUUGCACAACUGGUGGAUGGGUACGAGAGCCGAACUUUCAUGGCGUAUACUCAAGAUCAUCGAUGCGCUCAGCUCCCCAUGCAUGAGUUCCUUCUUGGCUUCGGGUACCUACUGCCAACAAGAAGCACAGAUCGUCAGAGUCCCGAGAGCUUCGCGACAGUCCAUGCCAAGCAGUUCAAUAUGUCUCUUCUUGCCACAAUUGGCGGGAUGAAAAUUAGGUGGAUUGACACACUGGGUGCGCAUCUAGAGUUUGAUAGCCGCACCAAAACCUUGUUCCUCUUUCGGUUUCCUUCUUUUUGCGCAGCAAAUCUCGAGAAAGACUUAUCGGGCGAGAAAUGGGUGCGAGGAGUCAUACAUGGUUGUACCGCCCCAGCUGGUGAUCCUACCAACUGGGCUACCGCUGAAGACGUGACAAGCUUUCUAUAUGAGGUCCUGCUGUCAUAUCGCCUGCUUUUCGGACUUUCAGCAAAGGGGCGGCAGUUCUACCGAUCACUACGUCCAUUUAGUGACCUUCCGCCUGACCAACAUGAUCUUCUUCUCGGGGAACUAUGCGGCUCUCGCACUCUGACAACAGUAUCUAUUGACCACCAUGAAGGCAUUUUUAGUCUUGUUUCUGACUUUCCAAUCCUCCACGGCCGAUUUGAAGCCCUUCAAGCACACCUAGCAUGUCAGAAGGCGCGGGGCCUGAUGCAAUUAUGGCGGGACAAACGAAGUACAGAAUCAUGGUAUACAUUCUGGGCUGUUGUGCUCAUUGGAGGGGUCAGGUUAUUUCUCUCAUUUGUUCAGACUGUUCUUCAAAUCAUGCAGGUAUUGUAUAGUAUUCCUUAG